Molecule: messenger RNA, 1136 nt
Organism: Rhodamnia argentea
Lineage: Eukaryota; Viridiplantae; Streptophyta; Magnoliopsida; Myrtales; Myrtaceae
Exons: 1
Coding region: 169-834 (221 amino acids)
Source: RefSeq, a predicted model, not a curated record
CCUGCUACUCCCCGCAACGCCUCUCGCUCUCACACCCCCCAUCGCCAACUCGGCUCCCCCGGUAACCCACCGGUUGCCCACCGCAUCCCCAUAAAGCACCCUAACAACCCAGGGUCCACAACCAUCUUCCCAAUCUCUCUGUGAAAGUUCCAUGAAGCAUCGCGAGCCAUGAGCUCUCUCACCAAGCUCGGGACCGCCCUCACGGUGGUCUUCGUUGUCUGUGUCGUGGCACUGGCUGCUCAGAUCCUCUGGGUCCUAUUGCGCAGCCGAAAGUUCCGGCAGCGGAGCCUCGCUGGCGCCGGAGGGAGAGGAGACCAUGAGUCCGCCGGCGUGGGGGCCUUCCACGCGCCGCCGUCGAAGGAGUUGCUCUACUUCUUCUGCUGGAAUAACCAGUCGAGGGUCGAGCCCCAUGGGGCUACUGGAAACCGAACGGUGAUCGACGACCCGGAAGAUGACGACGGCGACGAGCUGGCCAAGUGGCAGAGGUUUUACGGACCUCCGAGGCUGCUGUUCACCAUCAAUGAAGAAGAGAGAGAGGACGCUGUGGAUUCCGAUUGCGGUGGCAAUAUCAAGAGCAAGAGCGGUUCGUCUUCUUGGGAGAAGAUCGAUGACAAGAAGAGGGUGUGCCUGAGGGAGCGCCUCGCGGAGGUCGACGACGAGGCUCCGCCGGGAGAAGCGGCGGCGGCGGCGGUCAUCGUGGAGGUGGACGAGGGGGUGACGCCGUUCUCGACGCCGUGCUCGUCACCGGCCUACUUCACUCCUUCGCCUUCGCCUGCUCGGGAUGAUCGUCAGGCGCCGACGACGGUUGCGAUUGUUUUGGAUGGUGAAAGCUAGCACCGGGCGUUUGAUCAUGUAAAAAUGGCGGUUAUGGGAUAUACAGACUGAGAUGAUGAUGAUUCCGUUUGUUUUAGGCCCAACUGGUUGCCGGCGGCUGUCGCCGGGGGGAAGAGGCCCGACUGGUGAUCCCGGCGGCUGUCGCCGUCCGAAGUCUGUUGAACAAUUCGCAAUGUAUGGAUGGUAGUGUAGAAUAAAAUACGAGUUUUUGUGAUCCCUCAUUUGACUUGCGUUGACUAAAAGUCGUCUUGACCAUGGCUGAGUUUGAUCGAAUAAUCAAUUUGCGCGGUCCAAUUUGAUCA